ACGAAGCCCUCUGAGGCGGGGGUGAAGGUAGCUAACUCGGCGUUCGGAAAGAUGGAAGCGACGGGGUCUGACACAGGAGCGGCAUCCCUGGAAGUCUUGGCUGAGGUGGCAGGCAUCCUGGAGCAUAUAGGCCUGCAGGAAGAGUCAGAACUGCCAGCACAGAUCCUGGCUGAGUUUAUGAUGGACUCCCAGAAGAAAGACAGGCUGCUUUGCAGCCAGCUUCAGGUGGUAGAUUUCCUGCAGAACUUCCUGGCUCAGGAGGACCCUGUUCAGGGCCUUGACCCCUUGGCUUCUGAAGACUUGAGCCGACAGAAGGCAAUUGCAGCCAAGGAACAAUGGAAAGAGUUGAAAGCCACAUACCGGGAGCAUGUGGAGGCCAUCAAAAGUGUCCUGACACAGGCCCUGACUCGGGAGGAAGAGGUCCACAGGAAGCGGACACAGCUCCAAGAGGCCCAUGAGCAGCUCCAGGCUAAGAAGCAAAUAGCUGUGGAAAAAUUUAGAGCAGCUCAGAAGCAGCGGCAACUACAACAGGAGAAGCAUCUUCAGCAUCUGGGUGAGGUUUCUACAGAGGUAAAGAAGCGUCAGACAGAAAUUCAGCAGGAGCUUGAGCGGCUAAGUCAGGAAGUUGACAUCCUGAAGCAGCAGGCAGGAUGGGAACAGGACAAGCUACAGAAGUACCGGACCUUCCUCCAGCUGCAAUAUACACUUCAGGGUAAGCCGCUGUUCCCUGAGGCUGAGGCAAAGAUGCCACAGGAGCUUCCCCUGCAUCUGGAACUCCCUGAGGCUAAAACUCAGCUGCUGACCCAGCCCCAGGAACAGAACACUGGUGACAAGGAGAAAGAUUGUGCCGUGUCCCUCAAAGUGAAUGAGGCUUCCAUACAACCUGCUGGAGACAUGAGCUUGCCACAGCUCCCUGAGGGACAAGGGCAUGAGAAAGGAUUCUAGAGCAGACUGCUGGCUCCGGAAAAGAAAAGAGGGCAAAUUUGCAUCUACAACCCCCACAGAGACUGCUAAGGUGGUGGGAGUUGACUUGCCCUCCUCUCCACUCCCCUCCAGCAACCAACAGCCUAGGAAAAAGGAUACAAGCCCCACAAAUUCAAAAGAGAAGCCAAUUUGUAUAUUUCUAUUCAAUUUGCUUUAUAUGCUUUGUAGCUAGUUUAUUCACGUAUGUACAAGUUUACAUGUCUGA
This is a messenger RNA of Nycticebus coucang (slow loris), 1189 nucleotides long. It is a transcript of the gene ZWINT, whose product is annotated as ZW10 interacting kinetochore protein. The record is from RefSeq and is a predicted model, not a curated record. The transcript is spliced from 9 exons. Gene Ontology annotation, cellular component: cytosol; kinetochore; dendrite. Bases 52 to 945 code for a protein of 297 amino acids. Lineage: Eukaryota; Metazoa; Chordata; Mammalia; Primates; Lorisidae. Gene Ontology annotation, biological process: establishment of localization in cell; mitotic cell cycle checkpoint signaling; mitotic sister chromatid segregation.